GUUAGUUCCACUUUUUCCUUUCUUUAUUCUAAUUAUUGUCACUCACUCCCUCUCUUAUCUAUUAAGCAAACAGAGCCUAAAAGUCUCUCUCCCUCCCUCCCUGUCGCUGUCCCUCUCCCCUUGCCUUUCAUCAAAAGCAGUGCAACAGGAAGGGAAGGAAGGAAGGAAGCAAGGAAGAAGCAUAAUUUUCAAAAUAUCGAGAAAACAAGAGAAAAAUGCCACCACAUGGUCACCCCAGCAACGGCGAGAACCCUACAAGACAACGGCCACUACCACCGCAUUCAAACCAGCAACAGCAGCACCACCACCCGUACUACUCAUCGGCAUCAUCUUCGUCAGCUUCCUUCAAAGGGUGCUGUUGCUGCCUCUUCCUCCUCUUCUCCUUCCUGGCCCUCCUAAUUUUGGCCGUCUUUCUUGUCAUAAUCCUGGCCGUCAAACCCAAGAAACCCCAGUUCGAUCUCCAGCAGGUUGGAGUCCAGUAUAUGGGCAUUACCGCGUCUAAUCCUACAGCCUCCAUGGACCCCACAACCGCAACCACAACCACACCUGCCACUGCUUCUCUCUCCUUAACCAUUCACAUGCUGUUCACUGCUGUUAACCCGAACAAGGUAGGGAUCAAGUACGGGGAGUCCAGUUUUACUGUCAUGUACCGUGGGAUUCCUUUAGGGAAAGCUUUGGUUCCUGGGUUUUAUCAGGAAGCUCACAGCCAGCGACAGGUGGAGGCCACCAUAUCCGUUGAUCGGUAUAGCUUGAUGCAAGCUGAUGCUUCUGAUUUGAUCAGGGAUGCCUCGUUGAAUGAUCGUGUGGAGCUCAGGGUUCUGGGUGAGGUUGGUGCCAAGAUCCGUGUUCUAGACCUUGAUUCGCCUGGUGUUCAGGUAUCAGUGGAUUGUGCAAUAGUGAUAAGUCCCAGAAAACAGUCUCUUACUUACAAGCAAUGUGGAUUUGAUGGAUUGAGUGUUUGAGGCACCACCCCGCCACCCCACCCCACCUUCAGGGAGGGAAAAAACAUCUUUUUUUUUUCUUUUUUUCUCUCUACAAGCAAGGAGAGAGAUAGGAGAUGGGGAGGGUGUCACCGAGAAACAAAAACAGAAGGGUUAGAAGGGUAGAAGGCAGGGCAAACCAAUAUCUUUCACAUGCUUGGAUUGGAGCUAGUUCAAACUUCGAAGGCACGAGGCAAAGAGCUAGAGCUAAGAAGAGGAAGGGGGAGGAGGGGUAAAUAUUUUACACUUCUAAAUGGGAGGCCAAAAGGUUUUCCAGCCCAUGAUUUUACUGAUUUUUGUAUUCUUUUAUGGAAUGAGAAAUUAAACUGCUGACUGCAUGUGAAAUUCCAAAACAAAUGUAGUGCUCUACCUCUACCACUAAUUGCAGCUGCCUCAUUUUCGCAA
Populus trichocarpa (black cottonwood) is the source of this 1385-nucleotide messenger RNA. RefSeq lists its product as uncharacterized. The transcript has 2 exons. Bases 216 to 962 code for a protein of 248 amino acids. The record is from RefSeq and is a predicted model, not a curated record. NCBI's taxonomy places the organism in Eukaryota, Viridiplantae, Streptophyta, Magnoliopsida, Malpighiales, Salicaceae. Gene Ontology annotation, cellular component: plasma membrane.